Messenger RNA from Perognathus longimembris pacificus (Pacific pocket mouse), 3072 nucleotides. It is a transcript of the gene Elk3, whose product is annotated as ETS transcription factor ELK3. The record is from RefSeq and is a predicted model, not a curated record. The transcript is spliced from 5 exons. NCBI's taxonomy places the organism in Eukaryota, Metazoa, Chordata, Mammalia, Rodentia, Heteromyidae. Gene Ontology annotation, biological process: cell differentiation; regulation of transcription by RNA polymerase II. Gene Ontology annotation, cellular component: nucleus. Gene Ontology annotation, molecular function: DNA-binding transcription factor activity, RNA polymerase II-specific; sequence-specific DNA binding. Bases 401 to 1624 code for a protein of 407 amino acids.
CGUGCGAGCGGGCGUGCGGGACCCGGGGCGGCGGAGUAUGCACGGGCCUCGGCGGGCAGCGCCGGCGCACAGCCGCGGCCCGGGCGCGCGGCGCGGGGCGGAAAAGCCUGUUUACACAGACUGCACACCGCCUGGGGAAUAAUGCAGUAAAGGAAGUGAGCCGGCUCGGCCUGACUGCUCCAACUUCCUGCUCUCACACACACCAGAGGGGGGGAAAGAAAAAAAAAAGAGGAGAGAAAGAAAAAAAAAAAAGAAGGGGGGAAAAAUCAGGAUCUCAUUACAAGAGCAACAGACCGUCUGCAGACGCCUGUCAGCAUGGAAAGUCGGGGGCUUUCGCCCGGGUCCUCCUAGAAACUCCUCCCGGAGAAGGAUCUUGAAAGCCGCCCCCCCACAUCUGGGUAUGGAGAGUGCAAUCACGCUGUGGCAGUUCCUCUUGCAGUUGCUGCUCGAUCAGAAGCACGAACACUUGAUCUGCUGGACCUCGAAUGAUGGUGAGUUCAAGCUGCUCAAGGCGGAGGAGGUGGCCAAGCUGUGGGGACUUCGCAAGAACAAGACGAACAUGAACUACGACAAGCUGAGCAGAGCCCUGCGGUACUACUAUGACAAGAAUAUCAUCAAGAAGGUGAUCGGGCAGAAGUUUGUGUACAAGUUCGUCUCUUUCCCAGAAAUCCUGAAGAUGGAUCCCCACGCGGUGGAGAUGAGCCGGGAGAGCCUGCUGCUGCAGGACAGCGACUGCAAGGGGCCGUCCGAGGGUCGGGAGAUCCACAAGCAUGGCUUGUCCGCCCUCAAAAGCACCAGUCGCAAUGAAUACAUCCACUCAGGCCUGUACUCCUCCUUCACCAUCAACUCCCUGCAGAACCCCCCAGAGGCCUUCAAAGCCAUCAAGACGGAGAAGCUGGAGGAGCCGUCUGACGACAGCCCCCCUGUGGAAGAAGUCAGGACUGUCAUCAGGUUUGUGACCAAUAAAGCUGACAAGCAUGUCACCCGGCCAGUGGUGUCCCUGCCCUCCACGUCUGAGGCUGCGGCCGCCUCUGCCUUCCUGGCUUCCUCUGUCUCAGCCAAGAUCUCCUCUUUAAUGUUGCCAAAUGCUGCCAGCAUUUCAUCUGCAUCGCCUUCGUCAUCGCGGUCCCCAUCCCUGUCCCCCAACUCACCCCUCCCUUCUGAACACAGAAGCCUCUUCCUAGAGGCCGCCUGCCAUGACUCGGAUCCCCUGGAGCCCUUGAACCUGUCGUCGGGCUCCAAGACCAAGUCUCCAUCCCUCCCCCCAAAGGGCAAAAAACCCAAAGGCUUGGAAAUCUCUGCACCCCCGCUGGUGCUCUCAGGCACCGACAUCGGCUCCAUCGCCCUCAACAGCCCAGCCCUCCCCUCGGGGUCCCUCACCCCAGCCUUCUUCACUGCACAGACACCAAAUGGAUUGCUUCUGACGCCAAGUCCGCUGCUUUCCAGCAUCCAUUUCUGGAGCAGCCUUAGUCCAGUUGCUCCUCUGAGUCCUGCCAGGCUGCAAGGGCCAAAUACGCUUUUCCAGUUUCCCACACUGCUGAACGGCCACAUGCCAGUGCCAAUCCCCAGUGUGGACAGAGCUGCUUCACCAGUACUGCUUUCCUCAAGCUCCCAGAAGUCCUGAUGACAUCUGGCCACAACUAAGGACUGGUAAACUGAAGAAACAAAUCUGUCGCCAUGGGCUCGUUUACCUGUGUCGUGAGGACAUUGUGAAACCCUCUGUUAAUUUGGUUUGCACUUUUCAUCACACCGGAUAUUCUAGAAUUACGUUCCCAUUUAAAAAAAAAAUCUGUUUAUAUAUUCAAGUAUGUAUGGAAAUCUGUUUUGCAUUAAGCGACUCAAUGUUUUUGUUUUUAUAUCCUCUGAGCUCUUAAGUGUUGAACACUGACAGUGAAGAAGUUUCCUUAAUGUUUUCAAUGUAACUAAUAAGGAUGUGAAGCUUUUCUUCUCUUUAAUUCUGCAUAUGCUGAACCGUGCUUAUAUACACACUAUAACCAGCUGUGCCUUCCUUUGCAUUUAGUUUUAUGUAAAUGAUUUAUAUAUUUUUUAGUCUUAAGAAAAUGUUGAAAGACAAAAAUUAGUACCAAACAUCUCUAGUAGGAUUUUGUUACUUUUCACAAGUAGGCAAAACAUGAAAGCGUAUUCGUAUCACUUACUUUUUCUCUUUUGCUUUCAACUGUAUAAGUAUUGCCUUAGAACUUCUUUUGAACUGAAACUCAGUAAAUGUAAUGUCCAAGUAAUGUUUUUUAUAAGAAAAAAAUCGAAGCCAUAUUUAGUCAAUAAACAUUCAUCAAAGAAAAAUGUUCUAAAGUGCAUUUAUUUUAAUAGAAAUGAACGUUGAAAGGCUAGCCUCUUAGCUGUGUCUUAGCAAUAGCUCUCAUUCUAAGAAAAAGUGAUAUGAGACCUCCAUUAAGCUCACACCAUCCAAAGCUAGAGAAUAUUUCCUAGUUUCAAAUAUUAGUUCAAAACUUUAGUCCUAUUUUCCAUAAUCACACCUUUAUUUAUUUCCUGUAGGAGUUAGGGUUUUCCUAAACUCCUGGAACUGUAAUUAACACUUGAAAACCUAAAUGUUUGGGAGAUACUCAGCUUCAACAAACUAAUUUUGUAAGACCUGACACUUUUUUGUAAGACAUCUUUGGGCACAUAAUCAUUUUUUUUAAUGGACCAAAAAAUGUACCAUAACACAAAUACAUAUAUAAGCCCUGCAUGAGGAAACAGACAGUGAAGGAAGGCUGAUAAAACAAAAAUUCUUCAGGAACUUCCUUAUUGUGGAACCAAAUCCAUUAUGUACCAAUGGAAAUCCUUUUUGUGGUUUACAACUGUGGUAACAUGUUUUCUGUUCUCUCUUUCUCUCAAAAAAGAAAAAAAAAGUCAGCAGGCCUGGUUCCAGAAUCAUCAAGACAAAGCAAACUACAGAGUGCUGGAACUUUAAAAUUAGGUUAAUCAUAAUUAGGUUAAUGGUGAUCUUUAUAAGUACUAAAUAGCAACUUGAAAUGUUACUAAGUAAUUGACCCAAAUAAGACAUUAAAUGGCAGGAGUUAUCAAGAUGGGUAAAAUAAAAGUUUGUAAAAA